CGGAUCCAAUCCCCGAUCCAUCCAUCUCUCAGGGACUCCAACAUCCACUCGCGCGAUCGGCCUUCCUUCACAGCCUCGCCUUUGCGCUACACCUUUUUUUUUUUUUUGCGACCGAGGACAUCGCAUACAGACUAUACCCGUACGGAUUGACUAUUCGUCGCAGAUACACCCCGUCGUUAUCAUUGCAACUUGUAUCUUUCGCUAGACACCCCUUUUCGUCAAAAUGCAUGAGCAUGAAAUGUCCUACAUGGGCCCUCGGGCCUUCAGUCACGAUCAGAGCCAAGAUGCAGAGGCCGAAUACGACCGUCUACGCAACCUAGCCCGACAAGAAGCUUCAAAGCGCAACUCAUGUUUCCAACGGUCCCAGGAAGCCUACUCCAGCGGCGAUGGCGCCAAGGCCAAAGAGCUCUCCGAACAAGGCAAAGCCCACGGUCGCAAGAUGGAAGAAUACAACAAGCAAGCGUCGGAGUUCAUCUUCCGUGAGAACAACGCCAACGGGCGCGUUGCGGCAGACACCAUCGAUCUGCACGGACAAUUUGUCGAAGAGGCAGAGGAGAUCCUAGAGGAGAGGAUCAAGUAUGCGAAAGCGCACGGUCAGGAUCAUCUCCAUGUGAUCGUCGGCAAAGGAAACCACUCGGCCAACCAUAUCCAGAAAAUCAAGCCCCGAGUAGAGCAAGUCUGUCAGGAACUUGGUCUUCAGUACGCGACUGAGGAAAACGCUGGGCGCAUUUAUGUGAAUCUGACUGGUGGACCGGCGGAUAUGGAGACUGCCCCUACGCCCAAUCAUCCUCACUAUCAGCAAUACCCUCAGCAGCAGCAGCAUUCGUCGGGCACCUAUGCUCACCCGCAUCAACAGCAACAGCAGCAGUAUUCUGGUUCUCAGCAGCAACAGCAGCAACAACAGGGUGCGGGUAAUCAAGAUGAGAUCGAGCAGGUGGUCAAUGCGGUUCUGCCUAAGAUCCUUAAUAAGCUGGAGAAGGCUUGCUGUGUGGUCAUGUGAAGAGAGAUUCGCGUUUGGAUACAUAACAAUCCUUGGCAAAAGAGUAACUUUUUGGCCUAUAUAUGAUACGAUCUGAUGUGUGAUUGGUAUAGACAGAGAAGGGUGCGUGGGCAGACACGACCGAUCAUUGGACUUCUCGCGCAAUUGGGCAUUUGGCGGAAGACAACAUAUACCCCGGGGCUGUGUAUUGGAUUUGGUACUAUCUAGACGGUGAUUAACAUGUUCUGGUUUCUUUUUGU
Aspergillus eucalypticola CBS 122712 is the source of this 1239-nucleotide messenger RNA. RefSeq names its product Smr domain-containing protein. The coding region runs from base 224 to 1000 and encodes 258 amino acids. The record is from RefSeq and is a predicted model, not a curated record. The transcript is spliced from 4 exons. Lineage: Eukaryota; Fungi; Ascomycota; Eurotiomycetes; Eurotiales; Aspergillaceae.